Messenger RNA from Gorilla gorilla gorilla (western lowland gorilla), 2045 nucleotides. RefSeq names its product PHD finger protein 1 (gene PHF1). NCBI's taxonomy places the organism in Eukaryota, Metazoa, Chordata, Mammalia, Primates, Hominidae. Gene Ontology annotation, cellular component: nucleus. The coding region runs from base 1 to 1704 and encodes 567 amino acids. Gene Ontology annotation, biological process: negative regulation of gene expression, epigenetic. The transcript has 14 exons. The record is from RefSeq and is a predicted model, not a curated record. Gene Ontology annotation, molecular function: chromatin binding; DNA binding.
AUGGCGCAGCCCCCCCGGCUGAGCCGCUCUGGUGCCUCCUCACUUUGGGACCCAGCUUCUCCUGCUCCCACCUCUGGCCCCAGGCCUCGGCUUUGGGAGGGUCAAGAUGUGCUGGCCAGAUGGACUGAUGGGCUGCUAUACUUGGGUACCAUCAAAAAGGUGGACAGUGCUAGGGAGGUGUGUCUGGUCCAGUUUGAGGAUGAUUCGCAGUUUCUGGUUCUAUGGAAAGACAUUAGCCCUGCUGCCCUCCCUGGAGAGGAACUCCUCUGUUGUGUCUGUCGCUCUGAGACUGUGGUCCCUGGGAACCGGCUGGUCAGCUGUGAGAAGUGUCGCCAUGCUUAUCACCAGGACUGCCAUGUUCCCAGGGCUCCAGCCCCUGGAGAGGGAGAGGGCACAUCCUGGGUAUGCCGCCAGUGUGUCUUUGCGAUCGCCACCAAGAGGGGAGGUGCCCUGAAGAAGGGCCCCUAUGCCCGGGCCAUGCUGGGUAUGAAGCUCUCUCUGCCAUAUGGACUGAAGGGGCUGGACUGGGAUGCUGGACAUCUGAGCAACCGACAGCAGAGUUACUGUUACUGUGGUGGCCCUGGGGAGUGGAACCUGAAAAUGCUGCAGUGCCGGAGCUGCCUGCAGUGGUUCCAUGAGGCCUGCACCCAGUGUCUGAGCAAGCCCCUCCUCUAUGGGGACAGGUUCUAUGAAUUUGAAUGCUGUGUGUGUCGCGGGGGCCCUGAGAAAGUCCGGAGACUACAGCUUCGCUGGGUGGAUGUGGCCCAUCUUGUCCUGUAUCACCUCAGUGUUUGCUGUAAGAAGAAAUACUUUGAUUUUGAUCGUGAGAUCCUCCCCUUCACUUCUGAGAAUUGGGACAGUUUGCUCCUGGGGGAGCUUUCAGACACCCCCAAAGGAGAACGUUCUUCCAAGCUCCUCUCUGCUCUCAACAGCCACAAGGACCGUUUCAUUUCAGGGAGAGAGAUUAAGAAGAGGAAAUGUUUGUUUGGUCUCCAUGCUCGGAUGCCUCCCCCUGUGGAGCCCCCUACUGGAGAUGGAGCACUCACCAGCUUCCCUUCAGGGCAGGGCCCUGGGGGAGGGGUCUCACGUCCCCUGGGGAAGCGCCGGAGGCCGGAGCCAGAGCCCCUGAGGAGGAGGCAGAAGGGGAAAGUGGAGGAGCUGGGGCCACCCUCAGCAGUGCGCAAUCAGCCCGAGCCCCAGGAGCAGAGGGAGCGGGCUCAUCUGCAGAGGGCACUGCAGGCCUCAGUGUCUCCACCAUCCCCCAGCCCUAACCAGAGUUACCAGGGCAGCAGCGGCUACAACUUCCGGCCCACAGAUGCCCGCUGCCUGCCCAGCAGCCCCAUCCGGAUGUUUGCUUCCUUCCACCCUUCUGCCAGCACCGCAGGGACCUCUGGGGACGGUGAACCCCCAGACAGGUCACCCCUGGAACUUCACAUUGGUUUCCCCACAGACAUCCCUAAAAGUGCCCCCCACUCGAUGACUGCCUCAUCUUCCUCAGUCUCAUCCCCAUCCCCAGGUCUUCCUAGACGCUCAGCACCCCCUUCUCCCCUGUGCCGUAGUUUGUCUCCUGGGACUGGGGGAGGAGUCCGAGGUGGGGUUGGUUACCUGUCCCGAGGGGACCCUGUCCGGGUCCUUGCUCGGAGAGUACGGCCUGAUGGCUCUGUGCAGUACCUGGUUGAGUGGGGAGGAGGGGGCAUCUUCUGAACAGCCUGCCUCUGCCCAGCUCCCCAUUCACACACACCGGCACUUUCAUACCCUGACCUCUGACCUCACCUACAGCUGGGAUGUACCUGGAGAGAUAGGGGGUGGUUCUCCCUACUGCCCAGGCUGGAAUCCAAGAGUGGGGGGUGGGGAAGAGGCUCUCUUCUCUACCCUCCUUCAUGAUUCCUGACCCCUCCCAUCCUUCCCAUUUCCUUUGAUGUUAUUUUGUUACAGCUUUUUAAAUAUUUUUUAAAGUUAUUUAACCCCUGGGGGCAGAGACUGAGGAGGGAGGAUGAUAAGGGAUCCCGGACUCUCUAUGAUUGAAAUAAAGAGAAAUAAAUCUA